Messenger RNA from Pseudo-nitzschia multistriata, 1277 nucleotides. NCBI's taxonomy places the organism in Eukaryota, Bacillariophyta, Bacillariophyceae, Bacillariales, Bacillariaceae. The record is from the annotation of a GenBank genome assembly.
AAGGUUCUUUUCCAAACGAAAACAAAAGAUCAAACGUUGUAUAAGACUUGAACUAUGACUAUCCCUACCGCUAGAACAGCACUUUCGUCAGUGCUAAAAACUACCGCAUCAAGACGUCGAUCGUUUGAAUCUAUUGCAGGGUUGAGAGCAAUUUCCCAGUCCCAUCGUUCGAAUGCUGCUCCUCGCAAAUCAUUUAGCACAGCACCGAUGAKAGACCAUCCUUUUUCRGGGCCGAAUGUUGCUGCAGAAGAAAUCGUAUCAACAAGGACAACAACGAGAAAUACUAGUGCGGAUAGCUCCAUUAAAAACCUUGAGGAUUUUGUCGAGAAAAUUCCCCACGUCGUGCGCCAGAGAAAAAUGGAGAACAUCGAUCCAGGUGCUCCGAAUGAUCCUGUUGCCAAAUUAUUUCGGUACGUAUAACUAUCUGUAGAAUGAAACGAAAACAUACCACCGUGYAUUAGAWKACAACGUACGGUAGUACAAUUUGAAUUCCUUGUCACCAACCAUGGUUCUCACAUACAAAAAUUUUGCUCCUCUCUCACGCCGAAUGUUUUUUUGUGAUUUCUGCCUUUUUUGUCUAACGAUUGAUUGAUAACUACGAUACUUGUUUGUUUCAUAAUCCAUCUACCCAACGUUGUCUCGAUGAUGUAGCCAAUCCAACCUGUCAAAAAAAGCCUGGAUGCAAUAUUCUCAUUUCGAUUCAACGAAACCAUACACGCGCAACCUGAUUGCGACCGACCACGAGACGUACACAUUGCUACUGCUAUGUUGGAAUUCUCUUGAGGAAUCGCCUAUUCAUAAUCACCCCUGCGAUGGAUGCUGGCUCCAGGUUUUGGAAGGUGAAGUUCAAGAAGUCCGCUACGAUCAUCGGCUUCAAUGCACCAUGGAUAUCGUAUACAGAAGCGGGCAGCUUUCCUACAUUACUGAUAAUACCGGCUACCACAAGGUGGGAAAUCCAUCUUCUCAGCGAGCUGUGACAUUGCAUUUGUAUGCUCCACCUUUUGAGCGUUGUCAAUGCUGGCACAGCCCUGAUGAUCUUCCUAAUAAACCUGUAGAGGGAAAGAGCGUCAACCAUUCCGAGUAUGGRCGUGUUUUGGUAUAAACGCAGGCUGUGCUACAGACUAUUCUAAAGUAUGCUUCAAGCCAAGUCACUGAAUCAUUACGCUUUGAAAAGCAAGGCUAUGAAGUAGGUAACAAAAGAASAUUUCCUAACAUAACCGCAGUUCUCAAGAAAAGGCGAAGAGUUAAUCGACCAGCAAUAACGAUUAGAUACAUUU